Molecule: messenger RNA, 1325 nt
Organism: Anopheles stephensi (Asian malaria mosquito)
Lineage: Eukaryota; Metazoa; Arthropoda; Insecta; Diptera; Culicidae
Product: pancreatic lipase-related protein 2-like
Exons: 4
Coding region: 80-1033 (317 amino acids)
Molecular function (GO): lipase activity
Source: RefSeq, a predicted model, not a curated record
UGGAGCGAUCAAGCUAUUCUUCUGGCAGAACGCCGCCGAUGCGGUUGAGUUCCGGUUUUGUGUUUUUAUCGUAGCAAAAAUGUUGUACUGCAGUCGAUUGCUGCGAGGCUUUGUGCUGAUGGCUUUGUUGGCCUCCGCACUCGAGCGGACGACAGUCGACGCACAAGACGCUAGCUUUUACACCAACCUAAUAACAUUUGCAAUUCACAACAGUGAGCAAAACGUGACCACGACCGUCGUUUCGGACUUUGAGGAUUUCGAAGCGCUCGGGUGCAACAGUUCCGAUCCGUUUGCCGUCAUCGUGCACGGCUGGAAGGAGAGCUGCCAGACGGAGUGGCUGGUGGACAUGAUUGGCAAUCUGUCAAGCGUUCGGGCCGGCUGUAUCUAUUGCAUGAAUUACAACAAUUUUUCCCGCCACGACGACUACUUUGGGCUGGUGCGCCAGUUCCUGCCGAUAUCGGAGGUGCUGGUGACGAAGCUGCACCAGUUGGAGCGAUUUGGGUACGAUUUCGAUGCUGGUUACAUGUUCGGAUUCAGCUACGGUGCCCAUCUGGCGUUCGACUCGCUAAGGAGGUUCGGUCCCGGCCGGCUGGCCGCCCUGGAUGUUUGUGAACCAGCUGGGCCCGGGUUCGACGGGGAGCAACAGUACCGCGAGAAAGAUCCUAAGGCAGCGGCCAAAAAUGUGCAGUGCAUCCACACGAGCGACAACUAUGGUACGCACGAGCGCAACUGUCACCAGAACUGGAACUUGGGACGGUGCGGUAAAUCACAGGACGCAGCCGGUCCGUACCCGAAGGGCUCGCACGGGCUCUGUCCGUACAUGUACAACAGCGCGUUCGAGCACGACUUUCUAGCGAUGCCCAACAAGCAAAACUGUGAAACGAAACGGCUUGCCCCGGCGUGGCCAAAGGGAUUCCGGAUGGGAUAUUUCAUGGACCGCGAAAGUGACGUGAUUGGUGAUCUUUUUGCGGCCACCUCGAGGGAAUACCCGUACUUCGACAAUACCUUCGCUAACGAAGUCAAUGAAGUUUAAUUAGUUUUCGAAACGGGGGACACGGGACUACGGACUACCGGACGCCCCCGUUUGUCGUGGGGCGGAACAUCCGUGCCAAAUUAGUACCUUCCCGUGAACUGGGUGUGGUGUGUGUGUAUGGAUUAUUGUCGAAUUAGUUUGUCAGAAUCUGUUGUAAAGAUGUUUAUUGCGAUCCCGAAACCCUUUUUUUGGUUCCGUUUUGUUGGGUUUUGCAAAAAGAGGAAAUAAAAAAAGGCUGAAAGAAUAAAAUCUUUCCUGAGUACCUGCGGUAUUAUCCGACCGAAACCGGUCC